Tuber melanosporum (Perigord truffle) is the source of this 936-nucleotide messenger RNA. RefSeq lists its product as uncharacterized. The record is from RefSeq and is a predicted model, not a curated record. The coding region runs from base 1 to 936 and encodes 311 amino acids. Gene Ontology annotation, molecular function: ATP binding; protein kinase activity. Lineage: Eukaryota; Fungi; Ascomycota; Pezizomycetes; Pezizales; Tuberaceae. Gene Ontology annotation, biological process: protein phosphorylation. The transcript is spliced from 4 exons.
AUGGCAGCGAGUUUAGCGUCAAAGUUUGAAGUUUUGGAGGAGUUAGGAAGUGGGAGCUUUGGCGUUGUUUACAAGGCGAUAGAGAAGGAGUCUGGGACUGUUGUUGCUAUAAAACAUAUUGACUUGGAGUCCAGCGAGGACGACAUUCAAGAGAUUCAACAGGAGAUCUCAGUACUGAGCACUUGCGCUAGUCCGUUUGUCACGCAGUAUUACGGGAGUUUUGUUAAAGGGUACAAGUUGUGGAUAGUAAUGGAAUACCUUGCCGGCGGGUCCUGCCUCGACUUGCUAAAACCCGGUCCCUUCAGCGAAGCCCACAUCGCCAUCCUGAUGCGAGAACUCCUCCUUGGACUAGACUACCUCCACCGAGAAAACAAAAUCCACCGCGACAUCAAAGCGGCCAAUGUCCUUCUCUCCGGCACCGGCCAGGUCAAACUCGCAGACUUUGGCGUGGCGGCCCAACUCAGCAACCUCAAAUCCCAGCGCAACACAUUCGUCGGGACCCCCUUCUGGAUGGCGCCCGAGGUGAUCUCCCAGACGACGGGUUACGAUUUCAAAGCGGAUAUAUGGUCACUCGGGAUCACCGCUAUGGAACUUGCGCAGGGCGAGCCGCCAAACGCUGCCAUUCACCCGAUGAAAGUGCUAUUUCUGAUCCCAAAGGAGCCGGCGCCGAGGCUGGAGGGUAAUAGGUGGUCUAAGGAUUUCAAAGACUUUGUGGAAAAGUGCUUGAAUAAGGAUCCGAUUAAGAGGGCUAGCGCGAAGGAGCUCUUGAGGCACAGGUUUAUCAGAAAUGCCGGGAGGACACAGCUGUUGCAGGACUUGAUCCAGAGGAAGCAGAAGUGGGUGGGGAGUCAGGGUGGUAGACAGGCGCAUCCAAAGUUGUACCAGGCUACAAUGUUUGUUCUAGCAUUCCUUACCAAGCCCACACAUGUAUACUGA